This is a messenger RNA of Peromyscus leucopus (white-footed mouse), 3502 nucleotides long. RefSeq names its product pleckstrin homology domain containing S1 (gene Plekhs1). The transcript has 13 exons. The coding region runs from base 254 to 1690 and encodes 478 amino acids. The record is from RefSeq and is a predicted model, not a curated record. NCBI's taxonomy places the organism in Eukaryota, Metazoa, Chordata, Mammalia, Rodentia, Cricetidae.
CAAUUCUAUGCCAAACCACAAGAAGAAUGAAAGCCCAGGACUUCCCCUGAGCACCGACUUCAUUGGCAUUUGGGACAAAAGUAAAAUCUUCCCAAGGCUUGUGGAGAACUUCCUGCUGACUCACAUUUCACACAGAGCCUGUACUUAACCCCCACCCUCUCACCAGCGCUCAGAGUCAACGGAGGAGUGCCGGAGCCUUGAGGACAGCACGGACGGGGAACGGCCCAGUGACCUGGUAAGAAGAGCCCUCCAGAUGGAAGCCAGACCUCCAAAGAGUCCAGGCAAACAAUUUACAUUUGAUUAUGAAAAUGAAGCCCACAAACAAGAUUACUUCAUUAAGUCUCCUCCUCCUCAGCUCUUCUUCUCUGCAACCUCCUGGAAAAAGCGCCUUUUUAUCCUGUCCCAGAAUGGGGGAAAGGGCCUGAGUCUUUCCUAUUACAAAGACCAUCAACAUCGCGGCUCCAUCGAACUCGAUCGAAGCACCACCAUAGAAGUCGGUAUCAACAGCCAGGAGAAGAUGCAGUCUGUGCAGAGGAUGUUCAAAUGCCACCCUGACGAGGUGAUGUCCAUCAGAACCGUCAACAGGGACUACUUCCUCAUUGGCCAUGACAGGGAGAAGGUCAGAGAGUGGGCGUCCUUCAUAUCAGCAUAUUGCCGGGGUGCAGAAGGGGCUCAUCAGAACUCACAGCAGGAGCCGCCUUCCCUGGGCAACAGAAGGCCAGUUUCCGACCCCAGCCCUUUCUUGGGCCUCUGCAGUGCACCGGAGAUUAUCAGCCUACCAUUACCAAGGGCCAGUCUUCCAGAUGUGCAUUUAAUACAAAAAAACCUUCAAGGAUUCAGGCAAGCUCAUCCUCAUCAUGAACACAAUUUCUACUCAGAACCCACUCAAGAUAUGGAAGAAGAGAAUUACUAUCUUACUCCUCGAAACAUCCUUUCAGAACUAAAGAGCAUUGCUGAUCCCGACGAUUCUGUUGACUCUAUUGACUCCAAUAGUCCAGACCAAGGCUCCAAGAAAUCUGAGAGCAAUUACAUGUCAAUGAGAUCCUGUUUCUUCAAAGAAUCAUCCUCUGCAUCUGCUGGUUGCCAAGCUGAACCCCAGAAUUCUCUGGAGACUCCAGAGCAGGGGCCUCCCCGGCAAGAACAUGGCACAGGAAGUGAUCUGUGCCUUUCACCUGCUGAUCCAGAAGCACAAGCCACAGCUGACAAACAGGGGUCCGCCUCACUAACUGUUGUGAAAUUGUCUAUAUUACUCAACAACGUCCCUGAUGAGAGCCACGUGGAGACUCUGAACGUGUUCCUCUCUCCCCCGGAUGCCUUCAACUAUCUUGCUCUGGUAGAAGCAGCGGGACGGAUAUGUGUGGCUCGGUGGGAAGGUCCUCCCCGACUAGGGUGCUUAUUCUGCCAUGGAGAUCAUAUCUUGGCCGUGAAUGACCUGAAGCCCCAAAGCCUGGAGGAGGUGUCCUUGUUUCUUACCCGGUGUAUCCAGAAGGAGAAAGUGAAACUCUCCAUUGGCCGGAUCCCCAAUUCAGAGAAGUUCCAUGCUUCUGCCUGCACGUGCCCCCUAAAAUACCACUUGGUGGAGCCUGUCCAGGAGGAUUUGCCAGGACUGGAGAGGAUACCAAAGAGGAGUCCGGCCAUCAAAAAGAGCCAGAAGGAAGUAACUGGAGAGUCGGCUGCCUCAGGCCCAUGACAGCAGAAGGAUGGAACCCUGGAUCACGCGUGGUCCUGUGGUUGGAGACAAGGCUGCAUCCUACUUUGAGUCACUGUACUGCCUUAACAAUGGGGGUCACUGGCCCCUCUUUGACUGUUGCAUUGAGGUCACAUGGGAUAAUGACUAAGGAACAGAGAUAAAAUGGAAGGCCUUAUUAUCUGAGACUUUGCCUCAGACACGGCAGACAUCGAUUGAGUAAAUCUCUGGUCUAAUUAAUAGCACUGUGUGCUUUCUGAGGUCACAAUUGCAUCUUUGUUAGGAAUAUCCAGUCAGAAUUACUCAUUCCAGGGAGGCAAGAGAGAUGAAAGUCUGUGGUUAUCCUCCAGACACUUCCUGUGACUCAGCAGCCCAGGGCCAUCAGACCAGGCAGAGUGACCUCUGUCUCAGGAUACCUGCUUUCUUAAAGAUACAGUAACUAUUUUGGAAGCUGAGGGAGUUUGGUGCUGCUCACUUCAAAAAUAAUCAGGAAACUAUGUGUAUAUGUUCUUAAUUGGUUGGCUUAUUACCGAAUUAGUUCUGUGAUGUCAAAAGGAUCAAAGGCCUUUUAAUAAUCAGGAAAGCAGGAGCAGUCAGCCGAAGACUAAUCAACUCGGGGUGUUGGUGCAAAGUGGGGUGGGGGUGUUAGAAAAUCCAUCUCAGCAGGCUGUCCUUUCACAGGGAAAAAAAAAAUGAAGGCUUUGAAAGUUCAGUGAUACUCAGCUACUCUGUAGCUGUUGGGGGCAGGACCAAGAAUCUAGACCAGCUUUAGGAAGAAAAUUCCCUGACCUCUGCCUUGUGUGUGGGUUUAGAUUAGGAAAGACCUUUGGCAUGUGGAGACAUUCAGUACAUUUCAUUUUCUGUCAUCUAGAUUGUUGCCUGUAUAAAAUGUAUAUAUGUGUAUGAAACAUGGAAAAUAAUUAAAUGUAUAUGCAUGAAUAUUUCAAAUCUCAUAAAUAAGAAACGAAGCCACUUCAGUGAGGAAAUAAAUACCCAUGAAGGUAAAACUGCCUGAAACCACCUUCAGGAUGGAUCCCUGGGCUCUGAAAUCCAGGUAUCCUCCCAUCCCUAUGUGCUCUCAGGGAGGCAAAGAGAAGUCUGAGGACCCUGGAGUCCAUCAUCCAUUCAGCUCACAGCAGUGCUGGGACAAGCAUACAGGACUACUGGUCCCCCACACACUGUCAGCCUGCCAGCCUCCCCCAACCCCAGAACUUGCCACCUGACACAGGAUGGGGGAGACUUGCUGUGAGGACCACACUCUGGGAGCUUCUCCGCACCCUGACGGCGCUCCCGGGGAUUAUUUGACUGAGGAACACGGUUCCAUGUUGUAUCAUCCUGGAAAGUCCGUGGAGAGGCUCGUGAGUCUGCGGGAGAGUGCAGAACGUGAACUCUCUGAGGAAAGGACCUCGCUUUUGGCGGUGUGGAGAGUGACAAACUGUGGUCACCCCACCCACCUCCAACAGGAGCCUGAAGAAGGCAGCUCCUCCCCAUGCUUCCUGCUCUGUGGAGAGCAGUGGAACCAGGGCCUGGAGGAAGCAACCUUCCUGGCUGGGCUGAGGUAUGCACUGCUGGUGGCUGGGGCAGACAGUGGGACCCACCCUUCAUCGCUCUCUGUGCUGUUCCUCAGAGGCCAGGUCCUCUGUGCCCCCUUCCCCAGAGCUGGAGGCAGCCACAGUCACAGAACAGCAGUGACCCCAAGGAAAACUCCAGACCUGGGAAUGGAGAUAUUUGUCCUUUCUGUCAUCCAGGUGAGAACACAGCCAAGAAUUGUGGAGAGGUGGCUGGAAAAGCCACCAGGCCAGGCCUGACAAGGGC